AUGGACACGCCCUGCGCCGACCCCGAGCUGCAGCUCGACGUCGACCUCAUGGUGCUGGAGUACACGCUGUUCCAAGCGAUCGAGGCUCACCUGAGCGUCCUGUCGCGAGGUGGCUUUCAGGAUGAAGAAGCAGCACGGGGAUUACAACGAGAGCUCGCCAUGUUCGAAUCCUUUCUUGAAGUCUUCAACCACAACCACCCCCUCUACGAGCAAUCCCCCGAGUUCACGCUCAGACUCCAAUUCCUGGAGUUUCUCGUUCUCCUUCUUUCGCUGUCGUGUGGCCGCUGCCACCGCUCUUCGGCCGCCGCCAUUUCCGCAGACUGCUGCUGCUGCUGCCGCUGCUGCCUCAGCUCCACGGUGGACGCGUCGGUGAUGCUGCUCGACAGGCGCAGCGCGAUGGACGAUCUCCGGACUCGUCGAAGGUGGCUCGCCCGACGCGAGAGGGGUUACCAGCAAGGAGGAAAGGGGUCCGUCACCGCGGCGGGUGAACUCGACCUUGACCAUGCCCAGGCGGCUUGGGGUCUGGAGCAGCGGAUAUACAGCGCGUGGAGCCCGAGAGGUGCACACCACGCGUGUCCAGCCCCCCUGCAUACGACCGGGCCGCCCUCACUCCUCCUCUCCCUGUCCCUGCUGCUGCCUCGCUUCAUGGCCAUGUCGGCCCGGUUCGUCGACGUCACGAAGCAAGGCCCGAGCGAUCUCUGGAUAGACGUCGCGUGCGAGUUCAUGCUGCAGGCGGGUCUCGAAUCGCUGCGUGUGCGACGCGACGAUGGUGGUUCAGAGUGCCUCCCCAGCCUCGAGGACUGUUUUGCGUGGGGUUACAAUGGGGACGUUCCUUCUCAUUCUUUUUUGGAAGACAACGACGGCGAUGACGACGAAAAACAAACGGAGAUCGUGCUCAACAACCUCUUCCGCCUGCGACGACACGAGACGGGCGCCGAUGUCGACAUGGAGGACCCCGAGUGGACAGAGCUCCGUCUCGACACGGUCCAGGAAUUCACCAUCCCCGUCCCCCUCCCCGUCCGCCGCCGCCGAUUCUCCUCCUCCCUCUCCCUCCGCGUGCGCGUGCCAACCCCACCGCCACCGCCUCGCGCACCUGACCGCCAAAUACCCCGCGGCGAAUUUCCAGCACCGCCUCGCCCGCCUGCUCCGGGACAUGUGGGACCUGGCGUGCCGCGCCGACGUGCUGGGGAAGCCGGUGCUGGUGGAGAUCGGGGAGGGACACGUGCAGAGUCGCGGCGUAAUGGGCGGCGGGGCGGGGUCGGGGUUUGA
Fonsecaea erecta is the source of this 1269-nucleotide messenger RNA. RefSeq lists its product as hypothetical. The record is from RefSeq and is a predicted model, not a curated record. The coding region runs from base 1 to 1269 and encodes 422 amino acids. NCBI's taxonomy places the organism in Eukaryota, Fungi, Ascomycota, Eurotiomycetes, Chaetothyriales, Herpotrichiellaceae. The transcript has a single exon.